AUGGCUGAUCAACUCAACAUGGGCGGUCUCAACCUUGGCCCUGACGCUCAGGGCGUCCCUGGCGGCAACCGCUCCUACAUCCCCCCGCACAUGCGCGGCAAGGUCACCGCCAUGAACGGCGCUGCUAAUGGCGGCCCGCCUGGCCCUGCUCCUGUCGGCCCCCCUGCUGGCGCCCCGAUGAACGGCGGCCUCAACCAAUCUGCUUGGGCUGGAAACCAGAACUUUGACGCUCGCCAACAGGAGGGCUGGGCUGGUCCUCCUCCCCGACAGAACAACUGGAACGGCGGCGGCCCUCCCCAGGGACGCAGCUUCAAUCCCAACGCCUACGGCAACCCCGGCGCUGGCGGCAACGCUGGCGGCCGUGGUGGAGGUGGAUACGGUGGCCAUGCUAGAGGCUCUGGCGACGGAGAGUGGCGCGAUGGAAAGCACAUUCCUGGUCCUGCCAACCCCCGUCUUGAGCGUGAGCUCUUCGGUACUGCCGACGACCCGUCCAAGCAGCACACCGGCAUCAACUUCGAGAAGUACGACGACAUUCCCGUCGAGGCUUCCGGUCACGAUGUCCCUGAGCCCGUUCUCACCUUUACCACCCCUCCCCUCGAGGAGCACCUGAUCAAGAACAUCGAGCUUGCCCGCUACAAGAUCCCCACCCCCGUCCAGAAGUACUCCAUCCCCAUCGUCAUGGGUGGUCGUGACCUGAUGGCUUGCGCCCAGACUGGUUCCGGCAAGACUGGUGGUUUCCUCUUCCCCAUCCUGUCCCAGUCCUUCAUCAACGGUCCCUCCGCCGUUCCUGCUGGAACCGGCGGUGGUUACGGACGUCAGCGCAAGGCCUACCCCACCUCGCUGAUCCUGGCUCCCACUCGUGAGCUGGUCUCUCAGAUCUACGAUGAGUCCCGCAAGUUCGCCUACCGCUCUUGGGUCCGUCCCUGCGUCGUCUACGGUGGUGCUGAUAUCGGCUCCCAGCUUCGCCAGAUUGAGCGUGGCUGCGAUCUUCUCGUUGCCACCCCCGGCCGUCUUGUCGACCUCAUAGAGCGUGGUCGCAUCUCGCUGUGCAACAUCAAGUACCUCGUCCUCGAUGAGGCUGAUCGCAUGCUGGACAUGGGUUUCGAGCCCCAGAUCCGCCGCAUUGUUGAGGGCGAGGACAUGCCCAACGUCAACAACCGCCAGACGCUCAUGUUCUCCGCUACCUUCCCCCGCGACAUCCAGAUGCUUGCUCGCGACUUCCUCAAGGACUACGUCUUCCUGUCUGUCGGUCGUGUCGGUUCCACUUCGGAGAACAUCACCCAGAAGGUCGAGUACGUCGAGGACAUCGACAAGCGCUCCGUCCUCCUCGACAUUCUGCACACCCACGGUGGUGGUCUGACUCUGAUCUUCGUCGAGACCAAGCGCAUGGCCGACUCCCUGUCGGACUUCCUGAUCAACCAGAACUUCCCCGCCACCUCGAUUCACGGUGACCGCACCCAGCGUGAGCGUGAGCGUGCCCUGGAGAUGUUCCGCAAUGGCCGUUGCCCUAUCCUGGUCGCCACUGCUGUUGCUGCUCGUGGUCUCGAUAUCCCCAACGUCACCCACGUCAUCAACUAUGAUCUGCCCACCGACAUCGACGACUACGUCCAUCGUAUUGGUCGUACUGGUCGUGCCGGAAACACUGGUAUCUCGACCGCUUUCUUCAACCGUGGCAACCGUGGUGUCGUCCGCGAUCUCAUUGAGCUUCUCAAGGAGGCCAACCAGGAGGUUCCCGCCUUCCUCGAGACCAUCGCCCGCGAGUCGUCCUUCGGCGGCGGCCGUGGCGGCCGCCCUGGAGGCGGUCGUGGCCGUGGCCAGGGUGCCAACCGCGAUUACCGCAAGUAUGGUGGCGGCGGCUUUGGUAGCUCGUCCGGCGGUGGCGGUGGCGGCAGCUUCGGCGGUCCUCAGGGCGGCGGUGGCGGCUUUAGCGGCGGCGGCUAUGGUGGUCCCCCGAGCGGUGGCUACAGCGGUGGUGGCGGCGGUGGCGGCGGCUACAGCGGUGGCGGCGGCGGCGGCGGCUACGGCGGUGGUGGCUACGGCAACCCCGGCGGCCCUGGCAGCCAGUCCUGGUGGUAA
This is a messenger RNA of Thyridium curvatum, 2076 nucleotides long. RefSeq lists its product as uncharacterized. Gene Ontology annotation, molecular function: RNA binding; RNA helicase activity; ATP binding. NCBI's taxonomy places the organism in Eukaryota, Fungi, Ascomycota, Sordariomycetes, Thyridiales, Thyridiaceae. The transcript is spliced from 2 exons. The record is from RefSeq and is a predicted model, not a curated record. Gene Ontology annotation, cellular component: nucleus. Bases 1 to 2076 code for a protein of 691 amino acids.